ACGGAAGUGACGCGUCCGAGGGAAAAAGGCAAAGCGGCUCCGGCCCGGCUGCGGAGGCACCGGUGCAGCUCUUCUCCCCAGCCUGAGGAUGGUGUCGCCGCCGCCGCCGCCACCUCCUGGCCUCCUUCCCCCUCCCGUUCCCCCCUCGCCCGGCAGCCCCUCCGGCACGCCCCCCCGCGGAUCCACGGGGCUGUUUCGAGUGCCUGCGCUCUGCCUGGCAUGGUACGCGCUGAGCGCUGGCGGGAAUGUGGUGAAUAAGGUGCUGUUGGGCACAUUCCCGCGGCCCGUGACGGUCUCGCUCUGCCACGUGCUGGGCCUGGUGGCGCUCCUGCCCCCCUUGUUGCGGGCCUGGCGCGUGCCCGCCGCCAGCCCUGCCCAGCUACCGCCUCGCGCAUAUCCGCGCCUCAUCCUUCCGCUCGCUUUUGGCAAGUACUUGGCCUCCGUCUCGGCCCACGUCUCCCUUUGGCGCGUCCCAGUUUCCUACGCUCACACCGUUAAAGCAACAAUGCCUAUUUGGGUUGUUCUCCUCUCAAGAAUCAUCAUGAAGGAAAAGCAGACAACCAAGGUAUAUUUAUCCCUCAUCCCUAUUAUUGGUGGAGUCCUGCUGGCUACAAUUACAGAACUCUCAUUUGAUACUUGGGGACUUAUCAGUGCCCUGGCUGCAACUCUCUGCUUCUCACUUCAGAAUAUUUUCUCUAAGAAGGUUUUAAGAGAUUCACGAAUACACCAUCUCCGUCUGUUGAACAUCCUUGGGUGCCAUGCUGUGUUUUUCAUGAUCCCAACAUGGGUGCUGGUUGAUCUAUCAUCAUUCCUGGUAGAAAAUGAUUUGAGUUCAAUGGCCCAUUGGCCAUGGACCAUGCUUCUCUUGGCCAUCAGUGGCUUCUGCAAUUUUGCCCAGAAUGUCAUCGCCUUCAGCAUCCUGAACCUUAUCAGCCCUCUGAGUUAUUCUGUUGCAAAUGCAACAAAAAGGAUCACGGUCAUUAGUGUCUCCCUGAUCAUGCUUCGCAACCCUGUCACCACCACCAAUGUUCUGGGCAUGAUGACUGCUAUCCUGGGAGUGUUUUUGUACAACAAGACCAAAUAUGAUGCAAACCAGGAAGCAAAAAAGCAGCUCCUUCCUAUCACAACUGGAGAUCUAACAAACCUGGAUCGGCGCUGGAGUACCCCAGAAAAGUCUCAGAAUGGACUUGCCUCCUUUGCACAUCAGGGCGAUUUCCAGUAUGGUAGCAGCAGAGGCAAUGUCCCCAUGGAUCACUUCCAGUAUUCCCGGCAGAACUAUCCAACAUUGUAUAGCUCCAGUCGCUAUGAUAUUUAGCAACGGCUUAUUCAUUGCUAAACAAUGUGAACUGUUCACAUGGAGUUUUCCCCUUCCACUUGUGUGAACUAUUUAGUCUCAAGGAAUAGCCGGGGUCUGUGCAUAUGUCCCAUGGAGGGAUAAAUGCUAUAGAAGAGGGUACUGCAUGCCAAGCACUACUUGCUAGUGGAAGAAACCACUGGGGUGGGUUUCAUCAGGUAAAAUUUGGCCAUGCAAAAGCCCCAGUCUGUACCCCGAGUCUCUGUGAUCGCCAGAUGCCCUUGAACAUGUUGGUUGUCCAUGGUAGCACAAAUGUGGCCAGUUUUUCCUUUCACUUCUAGUUUUAGAUCUUUUUGAAUUGCAUUCUGCCUUACUUUGCCAUUAAUUUACAGUUAUUUUCCAAAUGUAACAAAAACAACUCUUUUUCUCAGUCCCUCUUUUUUGUGGAAAAGAGAAAGUUUGUUGUAUUCUGUAAUGAGAGUAGCUUAGUUGCUCAUCUGCUGCCUUCGUUUGCAGAUGAGGGAUUGUCAAAAAUGAAGAAGAAGAGGGAAUCAGUUUCCAGUCUCUGGAGAAAGAAUGAAUGAAUUUAUUCUAAAAAAAAUAAUCAUGUAAUAGCACGAGUUUGCUGCUAGCACUAUGUAGCAAAUAUAGAUCUGAAAUCCUCUCCCACUCCGGUUUUAAUCAUGGUCUCAAAGCCUUUUUUGUUUGUUUGUUUUUCACCUCGUACAAAAAGUUGAAGCAAAGAGAUCUGUAUAGCAUACAAUUUGCUCCAUAGGGCAAAGUUUCUUAGUAGUAUCAUGCAGCUUCAGGAAUUAUUUUCUGAAGGUUCUGCUCUCCUAGUUUACAAGGAUCAUUUUAAAAAAACCACUAUGGGUAUUGGUCUAUCCUGAUGUCAGAUUUGGGCAUAAUUUGUGUAUAUUGUGCUGAAUUGUUUAUGUUGUCUCUUUGUAAUAAUCUUUAUACUUUCUUUCCUGCUGUGGAUGACAUUUGCUUUUUGCCUCAAGAAUUGGAGCAACAUGCUCUUUCUCUUGCACUAUGAUUAGCUGAGAUCUUCAGCAGAAGUCUGUGAUAUGUCCACUAUGCUCUUGUGAGUUUGUAAUCAUGUUUCUGGGUUGCCCAGGUAAGACAGAGGCCCUUAGCUUAUACAAGAAAGCAAGUCUUAGACAGGAGCCAAAUACCUCGCCUAGUUUUUUUUUUUAAUUUGACUGGACGCUAAUGAUGGUAGGAAGGCAAAAUAUGCACACCAUUUUAGGGUGUCCAUUUGGUUUUCUUAAAACUGCUCUCUCCUUGAGCAAAGGGAAGCUAAAGAGAUGUAAGUUCUCUAAUCUGGAUGUGGAAAAGAGAAUGCAGCUCUGGAUGAAAGGAAGCCACCCAUGCUAUAUGCAAUUGGAAAAGAAGGUUUGCAUUCUGUAAUAAAGCCCCUCAUGAAGGCUGCAAUAUGGGGAGUUGCAGGGGCUAGUAAGCGUGAGUUACUCUGGCCUUGAUCUGUUCCCAAAGGAUUUCACAAGGGGGCACUAUUUUCCUUCCAAGCUAUUUAGGCUUCAUCUCUUCUGCCUUCUCCACGACCCUCUCUUUUCAUAAUACUAAAGCAAUGAAAACAGAUGGGAAAUGGAAGAAAAUGGGCACGAACAUUUCUCUUUUUUAAGAUAGGUGCUGUAGAAGAACAAAAUAAUGAAACUUGGACUUACAUGAGCAUGCCUGGCCACUAAAUAGAAACAAAAUGAAAAUUAUUUCUAUACAAUUUGAAUAGGAAACCAGGUCACAAUGGGGGAACAUAGAUUUAUAAAAUAAAAAUAGCUAUUUCAUUUUUGAGAAGGACAUAGGAUCCCAAAAUUUAAAAGUGGAUGUAAUUCUUACAUGUGUGAACUAACUUCCACACCAAAAGUUUGUUUGUCCAAAGAUAGUGAGUAUACUUUGUGGUUUUUUUUAUAAAUUAUGAUAAAAGAAUAAAAUAAAAGAUUUGAGAUCUCAUCCAGUGUAGGACCAGUUAAGAGCAGGUUCCUAUGUUACAAUAGUUCACUUGGGAACAUAAAGUGCCAAUUGUCUAGUCUAUUUGCCUUUUUCUAGUAUCGAUUAAACAUUCCAGUCUCAUUGAUGGUGUAACAAUGCAAAGCUGAUAAUAAUUUUGAUUUUUAAGAGGCUUGCUGAGACAGGUGAUUGAAUGAACUAGGAAUGUCCAAAAUACAAUAUAAAGCAGUAAGAGCCAGUAAGUUAUAGCAUGUUGUCACAUGUUGUCCCUUUGUAUCCUUUCACACUGUCAGGUUGGACAGAGAUUAAGUUUCUCUCCAUAGACUCUCCGAAGCAGUGAGAGACAUUGGGAAUCUUGUCUUAGUAACAGGGUGUUGGUUGUAACUGGUGCAGUCCUAAUGAAAUAUUUUAGUUUUGAGUAGUUGUAGCCCAGUUAGAGCCAAGAGAAGGGAGCAGCGUGAGGCCUGACUUUGCCCUACAAGUGAUGAGAGCACAUACAUUAGUCUUAAAAAAAAAAAAUUCCAGCGAAUUUCACAUAUAUGUGAAAUUCAAUAUUUGGAUUAUUACAUUUACUCUGGGCUUGCUUGGUAUACUAAUUUUAGAUGUACCAUCUAUUCUCAUACUUGUCUUGGGAGAAGGUGACUGGUAGGAUAACAGUGCGUGUAUGUAUGUAUGCUCGGGGAGGGGUGCACGUGCACUUGUAUAUAUGUAAUUGGAAAUCCUAGUGUGUACUUGGCUUUGAGUGUGUUGUAAAAUUUCUCUAAUUCCCCCAAAGCAAAACAGUCAACUACAAUAAAGAGCUAGCUUGUAAAAGUUGUAAGGAUUAGAUCUCAGAUUCAACAAGCAACUUAUUUUUGUAAAUAAGUAAUAUCUUGUCUCUUACUAAAAGGGACAUUUUUGGUGCUUGGAAAAUUCAUGCUAUGGACUAUUUACAUAUGCCCUUGCCUUUUUUUUUUUUUUUAAUGCACAUCCCUGGAUAGCCAAAUUAAAGCCUUGGAUGACGGCUUCUGAUACCUGCAGAAGUCAAAGUGAAUUGACAAGAUUUGUAAAUACCAAAGUAUACUAGAAAGUAGCGAUGUGCAGGAUAUGCCAGGCUCCCUCAGUCUGGUGUUAGGUGUUACUUCACAUCAAUCCCAGACAAUAUGGCCAAAUUCAAUGAUAACUAGAAAUUAUGAGAAAUGAAACAGACAGAUUGGAGAAAGCUAUGCUACAGAGUUCAAGAAUAUUUGAAUAUAAUAUUCAAGUAAAGGAUAAAUUCCUUAAAACUUUUGAAGACUCUUCCUUAAGACUCCCAAUUACUUUUAGAACCGUAAUGCAAAGAAUCACUAGGAGCAUGAAGAAAAUAAAAGAACUAGAGCAGAGUCAACACAUCCUGGAAAUGCCCUUUAAUAUCUUGCUAGAGCAGUGGUUCUCAACCUGUGGGUCAGGACCCCAUUUGGGGUCGAACGACCAUUUCACGGGGGUCGCCAAACAAGGCUGUCCGCCAUUUUUCCCCCUUUUCUUUGGCCACGCCCCUGGCACCCGCUGAUGUAUAAGUGGUUGGGGGUCACCACAACAUGGGGAACUGUAUUAUGGGGUCACGGCAUUAGGAAGGUUGAGAACCACUGUGCUAGAGUAUCUUUGCUGAAACCUUUGUAUGAACACAAAUGUUAGGUUCAAACUGUAUAUUAGGCAGCAUGGCAAGUUAGUUGCUGAUUUCUGUGUCUUAAAACAUUUUUUUUCUAAGCCUCCCGUGCCCUGGGAGGAAACUUUUCAAAAAGUUAAGCCAUUUAUGAAUUGGGGCAGCUUGGGAAAGGGCUCAUGGAGGGCCCCCUCCCCCAGCCAGCUUCAGCUUUUGAGUCUGAAUAAUUUGUAAGUCUGUUCUUUUCAAACUGGCAAGAUAGACCUGCCUGUUUCCAAAUAAAUGUUUAGGAUUGUGUAGUCAGUCACUUGCCUCUCAGAGGGGCAAGUCUCAAUUAUCUGUAAAUGGCAUUGACAAUGUCUGAAAAAGAAAUAUUUAAUUGAGUUGAUAGGCGUGGAUGUAUAUAUUAUAAAUAAAUGCAGUCACUCCUGUCCUAAGUAAGGUGAACUUUUUUCAGGUUUUAUUUGUAGUGUACAGGAACCAUGAUUUUUUUAGUCUGCACAUUUAAAAAUUGGAUAAAACUAAAUGUGUUUUAAUUAUGCUUUUUAAAUAUUGAAUAUGUAAAUAAAGCUGAAUUCUGCAAAGUUGAAA
This is a messenger RNA of Crotalus tigris (Tiger rattlesnake), 5474 nucleotides long. It is a transcript of the gene SLC35E1, whose product is annotated as solute carrier family 35 member E1. The record is from RefSeq and is a predicted model, not a curated record. Gene Ontology annotation, molecular function: antiporter activity. NCBI's taxonomy places the organism in Eukaryota, Metazoa, Chordata, Lepidosauria, Squamata, Viperidae. Bases 89 to 1315 code for a protein of 408 amino acids. Gene Ontology annotation, cellular component: Golgi apparatus. The transcript is spliced from 6 exons.